CACAUGUACGCAUGUGUAUAUAUAAUAGUAUAAUAAUAAUAACUUAUCCUUGAAAGGUUCUGCUGUUAGUUAUAGGUAGUUUGCCAACAACAAAUAUGUCUAUAGUCUCCUCUCAGCAAAGCUUCCUCACCAACACCCUCAGUACUCCACCUUCUAACAAACCCAAUACAAAGAUUCUAUACCCUGUUAAAACUAUCUCAUGCAGAUACCCACCUCAUGACCACCAAGAUUCUCGACGGAAGGGUAACAACCAGUUCGCAAGGUUGGCCGUAGUGACUCUGGCAGCUGGGGUGUUGACACUGGGCUCAGUUUACGACGCAUUGCCAAGACUGGUGGAAGAGUUGGCGGCCAGGCUUUCCGGCCAUCGGCUCCCCGGUCAGUCCCCAGAAUCAACAACACUUCUAGGUAACAUUUAUAUCAACCCUCACAACAGCCUUUAGUUGGUGGGUACAGUUACGGUUAUGGUGCACCUUUCUUUGGAGGCUGGGGUUGGUCACCAUUUUCAUUCUUUGCACCUGGUCCAAGUGCUGCCAUUGGCAUUGGAGGUGGAUUUGAAGUCAUAGCUCUGUUUCUGUUUCUUUGGGCUGUAAGUGCUGUUGUGAGGAGAUUUAUUCGAUCAAGAGAUGAAGAUGAUGAGUACUAGUGGCAGAGAAAAACCUUUUUUUGAUGUUUGAAUAGAAUGAUAUGUAUAAACGUUUCUCUUAAAGUGGCUACAAUACACUUUUAACCAGCCAUCAUGUUGUAUUAUAGACCAUUAUUCUGCAAUGUAAUUGUGCCAGGGAAAAUGGAUUCU
Messenger RNA from Juglans microcarpa x Juglans regia, 793 nucleotides. RefSeq lists its product as uncharacterized. Bases 96 to 440 code for a protein of 114 amino acids. The record is from RefSeq and is a predicted model, not a curated record. The transcript is spliced from 4 exons. NCBI's taxonomy places the organism in Eukaryota, Viridiplantae, Streptophyta, Magnoliopsida, Fagales, Juglandaceae.